This is a messenger RNA of Melanotaenia boesemani (Boeseman's rainbowfish), 4318 nucleotides long. RefSeq names its product ret proto-oncogene receptor tyrosine kinase (gene ret). The coding region runs from base 148 to 3348 and encodes 1066 amino acids. Gene Ontology annotation, molecular function: ATP binding; calcium ion binding; transmembrane receptor protein tyrosine kinase activity. Lineage: Eukaryota; Metazoa; Chordata; Actinopteri; Atheriniformes; Melanotaeniidae. Gene Ontology annotation, cellular component: axon; membrane; signaling receptor complex. Gene Ontology annotation, biological process: homophilic cell-cell adhesion; protein phosphorylation; cell surface receptor protein tyrosine kinase signaling pathway. The record is from RefSeq and is a predicted model, not a curated record. The transcript is spliced from 19 exons.
GACGCAGGACGCAGGACGCACGCUGGUUUACAUACCGUCUUCGGGUGAUUUAUUGGUUUUAUUGUCGUUUUUUAAAUUGUCGACCCAAGGAACUUUUUUUUUUAAAGUGUGCCUUCAUUCAGAAACUUUCCCCUAUGGUUCGCGAAUAUGGGGUCAAGUUGUGGUUUCUCUCGAGGAAACGUUGUUUGGCUGAAGCUGUUGCUGUUGUUUGGAGGAGCGACAGGAUUCUACUUCCCUCAGAAAAAGUACACUGAGACAGUAUACAUUGGCCAGCCUGCAGGAACACCGAUCCUCCAGGUCCACGCCAUGCUGGACAGCCCCACUGAGCGGCCACAUUUCUACCUGUGUGGGAGACGUCAGCUCUACAGCUCUUGGUUCCACAUGGACAUCAAUACUGGAGUGCUACUCUUGAACAAAACACUUGAGGAAACAGAGUUUGCCUCGUUGUAUCAAAAUUCAUGGUCUGUGAAGAAGUUGUCCCUUCAAGCCACGGUUUUGAAUAAGUUCACCAAGAAGACCCAGUGCAUCGUGGAAAAAGCUGUUCACAUCACCCUGGACUUUGUCAAUGCCACAAUACCACAGUGUUCUCAGCCAGAUAUGAAGGAACUUUGCUUCCCACACAGAGAUACCUCCAACCCUCACAUCACGGAAAACAGGUUCCCAGGGGCCCUCCGGCAACUGCGGCGUCUCACAAUGCUCAAUGUCUGCCCCAACUACACCAUCUCUUACAGUGUGGAAUCAGAUACUCCAGCACCCUUUGCUGUAAAUGAGAACACCACAGAGCUGGUUGUAACCGCACCACUGGACCGAGAAGAAAGAGAAAGCUACAGACUCAGAACAGUUUGCACAGUUCGUACUGAGACCUUCAUCAAGAGGGAGAACAUCUCAUUGGAUGUUUUUGUUGACGAUGAGGAUGAUAAUGCACCAUAUGUGAAUGGAACUGACACCGCAGACAUUGUCAUCAGCUUCAAUCGGACAAAAGGUGGAACUUUUGGCACCUUGUUUGUCUUUGACAGAGAUUUAACUACUAUCUAUCCAAAGGAUCAGAAUCACAAUAAGUAUGUGGAGACUCUGCUGAACAAUGACCCCUGGAUUAAUGCAACGUUUGACAUUAAAGACACCUUCAGUGAAAGGAGAGCUGCUCGUGGAGGCAUUCGAGAGUCCGUCCAUGACUACCAGCUCGUCCUAAAGAGGAACUUGUAUGUGACAGAAAAUCGGAGCGUGUAUCUGGACUACCUGGUCAAUGACGUCACCUAUCCUGGUCUGGAGGGAACAGUGUUGCUGCAUUUCAACGUCACCAUCUUACCAGUCCACAUCCGCUUUGCCAACACCACGCACAUAUUCACACUGUCACGCAGAGCUUCUAUUUACGCACAGGUUGGCAAAAUAUGUGUGGAAAACUGCCUGCAGUUUGAUGGCUUCAGUGUCACAUAUCAGCUCGAGGUGCCAGACAGAAACAUUUCUGCUGACUUGCUGUCCUGCUACACCGCCAUAAGCAUCACCCAGGCCCCAGAUGGGAUGUGGGGACUGCUAUAUGUGAAUGACUCUGAAGCUCUGCACAAGCCUGAGUGCCAGGACCUGCAGUACCUUGUUGUAGCUCAGGAGGGACACACACAACUGGAGGCCAGCACUCAAAUCCACAUUGUACUUGAUGGUGAAGCAAACAAGGCCAACGAGGAGAGCCAGCAGUUGCUGUCCUGUGCAGAGAACAGACAACGAGGAGACUGUGAGUCUUCCCAAGGCCUGGGGGUGACAACCGGGAGAUGCCAGUGGAGGCAAGGCACUGGGAAAGGAAUAUCUGAAAAUUAUUCUACAUGCUCCCCAGACUUGCGAACAUGUCCAGAUAGCUUUUGCGAUGCAGUGGAAAGUAAAGAUAGGUCAAUAUGCCCCCAAGACUGCACAAUGGAAGCUGUAAUUGGAGGGUAUGAGCGAGGCUUGAGUGGGAGUGGCAUUAAGGCCUGCCAUGGAACCUGCUACUGUUUUGCUGAUAAAUGCUUCUGUGAAAAGGAAGAUGUUGAGGACGUGAUUUGUGAUGACAUGUGUAAGACCAUCAUCGCCACAGCUCUUCUCCUCUCCUUCAUUGUGUCCAUCCUCCUAUCAUCAUACUUUAUCCACCGGUACCACAAGAACUCCCCCAAAGCCCCGAUAGCAUCUGCUGAGAUGACUUUCCGCCGGCCAGCUCAGGCCUAUCCUAUCAGCUUCCCUGCUAAUAAUUUACGCAGGGGCUCUCAGGAAUCCAUUGAGACUGACACCUUUAAAAUACCUGAGGAUCCAAAGUGGGAGUUUCCUCGUAAAAACCUUGUGCUUGGCAAGACUUUAGGAGAAGGAGAGUUUGGGAAAGUUGUCAAGGCAACGGCAUUCAGGCUGAAAGGAAAAGCUGGUUACACCACUGUGGCUGUAAAAAUGCUUAAAGAGAAUGCUUCGCACAGUGAGCUGAGGGACCUUCUGUCAGAAUUCACUCUGCUGAAGCAGGUCAACCACCCACAUGUCAUAAAGAUGUAUGGAGCGUGCAGCCAAGAUGGUCCAUUGUAUCUCAUCGUUGAGUAUGCCAAGUAUGGGUCACUCCGUAAUUUCCUGCGUGAGAGCCGGAAAGUUGGCCCGAGCUACAUGGGCAGGGAUGCAAACCGAAACUCAAGCUACCUGGAAAACCCGGAUGACAGGGCACUUACCAUGGGAGACUUGAUUUCCUUUGCAUGGCAGAUUUCUAGAGGCAUGCAAUACUUGGCAGAAAUGAAGCUUGUUCACAGGGACCUUGCUGCACGAAAUGUUCUGGUAGCUGAAGGACGGAAGAUGAAGAUCUCUGACUUCGGCCUUUCGAGAGAUGUUUAUGAGGAGGACUCAUAUGUUAAGAGGAGUAAGGGUCGUAUACCUGUCAAAUGGAUGGCAAUUGAGUCCUUGUUCGAUCACAUUUACACAACACAAAGUGACGUCUGGUCCUUCGGUGUGCUGUUGUGGGAGAUAGUGACAUUGGGAGGGAAUCCAUACCCGGGUAUCGCACCUGAACGCCUGUUUAAUCUCCUCAAGACGGGUUACAGGAUGGAGAGACCUGAGAACUGCUCUGAGGAAAUGUAUAACCUCAUGCUUCGAUGCUGGAAACAAGAAUCUGACAAGAGGCCAACAUUUGCAGACAUCAGCAAAGAACUGGAAAAGAUGAUGGUGAAAAGUCGGGAUUACCUGGACUUGGCAGCGUCCACCCCAGCUGAUGCCCUACUGUAUGACGACGCCCUCUCUGAAGAGGACACACCACUAGUGGACUGUAAUAACGCCCCUCUCCCUCGAACCCUCCCCUCCACAUGGAUUGAAAACAAGCUCUAUGGUAGAAUCUCCCAUGCAUUUACUCGAUUUUAGAAACAGGACACACAAUACAAGCUCUCUUUUUUGGCAAGCUGUGAUUGGCUUUUCCGUAGUCAAGUGUGUGUGACUGUGAUCUAGGCAUGCCUUUUGCUGUUUAAUGCUGACAUAUCUCCCAUUUCAUUGUAAAUGAGAGGUUCAGUGAAAAAAAGAUCCUGUGUCUUGAUGUUUUCUUUGUUUUAUUUGGACCUGCUUCUAAUGUACAUGAAUGCUGACCAAAAAAUACAUUUGUAAAUACUGACUAUAUCCCCUCCAUUCUUAUUUAUACAUCACUACUCAUACCCAUGCUUCAUCUGCAUUUUGAUUUGUAUAUAGCUCAUUUUCCUACAUCAUCACAUUUCAGUUGUCAUCAUUUCGUUAUUUGUUUGCUCUGGAGGAAACAGUUUGUAACAUUUGAAACAGGUCCUCACUGAUUCAAUCAUUCAUUGUGAUUGGAAGUGCAGAUUGUCUUAAAUGUCCUGACUUUCUUAUGUGUAUUAGUAAUUUAUCUGUUUUGAUUACACAAUGCUGAUCAGAGGAACAGUAAGGCUUUUAAAGGCAACUCUUAGGUGACAUUGAUUAAGAGUAAAGAUCAUUUUGGAGAAGUUAUUUGCAUAUGCAUUUCUAAACAGUUUCCGGAAAACAGCCCUUGGUAAAAAUGUAAAGCCAUUAAUAAGAUUAUAGCCAUGAUACAUUAUGAAAAAGCUAAUAAAUAAUUAAUUGUGAUUUACAAAGCCAUAACUUCCUACCUCUGCGAGUCAAACCAGGGCUUGUUUCAUAGAAAGACACCACAGAGUUUGAUUUGAGAGCCUUACUGUCUGCACGCUGUUUACGUUUCACUGAGUGCAGAAAAAUGAUAUGUUCUCAUUUUUAGGCAUGUCAUACCCGAACUGGCCUGAGACGAGCCUGGUACCUCUCAACAGACAUGAUGCCACUAAUCCAGUCUUUACAAGAUAUGCCAAUGAUAGUGUUUAUGCAAACUGGAUGG